Messenger RNA from Alternaria burnsii, 243 nucleotides. RefSeq lists its product as uncharacterized. The record is from RefSeq and is a predicted model, not a curated record. Lineage: Eukaryota; Fungi; Ascomycota; Dothideomycetes; Pleosporales; Pleosporaceae. The coding region runs from base 1 to 243 and encodes 80 amino acids. The transcript has a single exon.
AUGGGUUCUUAUGUAUGGAGGGGUAUUCAGCCCCACGAUGCACCAGGCUCUCUACAUUUACCCGGCGGGACGGCUAUCCUACAGCCAAGCACUUUGCAGUUGGAUCCAAGAGGGUCAUCCGACUUAGUAUUGCUCAAUGGCGGUACAGUCUUGUCCGCGAAGGAUGAAGAGAAUGAUGAAAGUUCGGCGUGGUGUUUAGCCGUCAAUUCUUCCGCUGGACAAGCGCGUUCAUUUUGGUGCUAA